CAUUUCACAGAGGAAGAAACCCGGUGUGGAAGCUGGAAGAAAAAUGCAUUUUUAGCCAAACAAGAAGAGAAAUAUUUAGAUUUUUUUGUUUACCAGCAAUGUCUUUUAUUCGGGCAAAUAAUCUGCUGUUAGAUACUGAAUUUGUAGAGCUAGUUAAUGAGGAGCUGCUAAUCGACUGUGUGAAGGAAUUUGUGUCAGGUAGCUUAGCCUAGAGCUAGUUUCUAAUAAAGUGGCAUAAAGUGGAGCUAUUUCUGAAUGUUUGAGGAAAUCAUGAGUCAAAGCGAAAAAGUGGGACAGAAUGAUGAGGAAAUGAUUAAAGAACUGUGUGUGUGCAACGGCGUGUCCUAUGAGAAGAUGUGUGAGGAUGGGAGUGGAGUAGAAGCUCUUGAGAUGUUCUUCUCAGGGUUUCCCCGCAUGGUGGGACUCUCUCUGUUCCCUGGGCUGCUCAAGCUCACCAUCGUGGGACAGAACGUCUGCAGAAUCCAGGGCCUGGACGACUGCCCGCUGCUCCGGGAGCUCUGGGUGGCAGAGUGUCAGCUCACUGAGAUCUCGGGUCUGCAGAAGUGUGUGCAGCUGGAGAGACUCUUCCUCUAUGACAAUAAGAUCAGGGAUAUGAGCAACCUGGAGUCUCUAAUGAACCUGCGUGUCCUCUGGCUCAACAACAACCUCAUCUCUGAGAUCAAGGGCUUGAGCACACUGGAGAACCUGACAGAACUCAACCUAGCUGAUAAUCACAUUACCUCUAUAGGAAAAAAUCUAGAGCAAAACAAGAAUCUGCAAAAUCUCAGUCUGUCAGGGAAUAUGAUCAGCUCUUUUAAGGAGCUGACCCAGCUGGCGUGUCUGACUGAGCUGAGAGAACUCGGGCUGAACGACCCACAGUCGAGUCCCAACCCUGUGUGUAUGUUGUGUAAUUACUACACACACUUGUUAUACCACAUUCCAACGUUACACACACUUGACUCGUAUGAUGUGUCAGCAAAAAACAUCAAGGACGCCGCAGAGUCUACAGUGAUGAAAAAGAGGAUGUACUAUCACAUGCGUGUGCGCUGUGUUCAGAGACAGUUCGAUCAGACCAAACACACACUGCUGCAACAGAGAAAGAAACUGCAGCAGCUACCUGAGGACAGAAUACACACACUCAGCUACACACUCAAACAUUUGGAGUGUGAGUUCGAGGCUGAAGGCAGGAAGAUGGCAGGUUUGCGAGAGGAAGUGACAUCAGAGUGGUCAGGUGAAUGCCUGACCUCUGACCUUUCUGAGUGUGAGCACAGCCUGAAGAAGAAACUGGAGGCAGUCAGAAAACGGAUUAAGAUCUGGGAACAGAGAUUAGAGGAGGUGGAGGAACGUCUCCAGCAGGAUGUUGCCAUGGCUUCAGACAGGAAGGACAUGUCAGUUGACUUUCUGAUGAUGGAACUGGAGACGGUGGGAAACAUUCGCUUUGAGGAAGGAAACACCAGCCAUAUCUGGUUUAAGCCGUGUUACGACCUGCUGCUCUCUCGGUUCUGCAUUCGGGACUACAAAGUGUACAACAUCACUGGCAUCAAGAUUAACAGAAUUGUGCGUGUGCAUAACCGUGUACUGCGUCUGCGCUUUGAGGACAAGCUGCGUGAUCUGCUGGCCAAUAACAAGUCCUCACUUUUCUCCCAGAAUUACAGACGCCGCCUGGAGUAUCUGUUUCCCGUGUUUGAUGAUGAGCGAAGCACAGAGAAAAUCCAGCGCACCCAUGAGAUCCUGGACAUUCUGGAGAGCGGGUUUAAAUCAGCAGGCGGGUAUAAGGUCACGGGUAGAGAUUGUGCUGUGCCUCUUUCCAACAGUCUCAGCGCGUGUGAGGAGCCGCAUGUAAGAUUUGUUCAGAGAAAAGCCAGCGGACGUGGAAGUGAGAGCACUGAGAAGCUUCUGGCCAUCACACAGGGUCAGCUGAUCAUCUCUAAAGCAUUCCUGGGUCACAGUGUUCCACUUAGAGACGGAGUGCCAGUGGACGCAGAGUUUUAUCCCAAAGCUCACUCCGUGUACCGCAAAGCAAGCGCUAAGCAACACACCACCGAGCAGGGCAACACAGGUGAAGUGUGUUCCUCUGAGCUGCAGGGAUGUUGUGACUGCAGUCAGAGACAAACCCUUUGGUAUGUUUUCGACCACGAGCUCAUCCUGCCGGAGUAUCUGGUCCAGUUUGAAUACAUCACACAGGAGAGAUCCCAGUCCGCCUGCUCAUCCACCCCAGGCCCCCCCAAAGCCCCUGUUGCCUCAGAUGAUGAUGAUGAGCAGGCCCUGGACGAGAAGGUUCUGGAUCUCAAACCCAUUCCCAAGCCACAACCUAGACUGCUGAGUCUGGACGAGAGAAGCAUCCUGACAGCAGCGCGAGCGAACGUCCUGAGCCAGAUCACUGUGCUGAAUCUUCAUGGGAACAGUUUGAGCAGGCUGAAGGAGAUCUCUCGCCUCACGGCACUGCGGCAGCUGACCGUCAGCUGCAACUCUCUCACACACCUGGAUGAGGUUUCACACCUGCCCAAUCUGGAGUGUGUGGAUGCCAGUUUUAACCAGAUCGUGACUCUGGAAGGUGUCCGAGGACUUCCCCGUCUCAGAGAGCUAGACCUGCGCUGGAACCAGCUGAGCCGAGUCCGAGAGGAGACGAGUGUCCUGUACAAACACACACCAUCCCUGCAGUGCCUCGAUACCAGACAUAACCCAUGGAGUCAGGGUGAAUCAGUGCAGAUGGUGGUAUUGGGUAGGUUGAAGACUCUCACUCACUUGGAUGGAAUGUUAGUGACUGAAGAGGAGAUGGCAGCUGCAGCACACAUGACCUCCACCUCCAGGAUCAACUUGAUGUUGUUGCUCUCUCAGUCCCGUACUGAUGCCAGUCGUCCACGCUGCUUGAGUCUUCUCCCUGCAGCCCAGCUCCUCACCCACCUCAGUUCGUCACCAUGGAAACACACCACUGACCUCGAACCUGGGUGGAGUGCCAAGAUCACAGCGGUGAAUUUAGACGGUCAGCAUCUGUCCCACAUCAGUAACCUGGAGCAGUUGGUGAAUCUGCGCUGGGCAUCGUUUAAUAACAACCAGCUCAUGAACAUUGAGGGGCUGCAGCACUGCCCCCUACUGGAGGAGCUGUCUCUGAAUCACAACUACAUCUGUACACUGGAAGGUUUGUCUAAGCUCCAGCGGCUCACACAUCUCAGCAUUAAUGGUAAUCAGCUGCAGAGUUUAGAUACCUCUGUGUUGAAACACCUGACGAAUCUCCACUUCCUGUCCGCUGAGGACAACUGCAUUUCCUCCUUGCAGGGGGUUCAGAGGUUACACUUCCUGUUUGAGCUUUAUGUCGGCAGCAACAACAUCAGCACCUCGAGAGACAUCUAUCAACUGAAGACUCUGAGUAACCUGAUCAUACUGGAUUUGUAUGGCAACCCAUUAACAAGGACACUGGACAAUUAUCGAGCCUACGUCAUCUUUCAUCUGCCGUCUCUGAAAGCACUGGAUGGGACUGCUGUGGAGUUGUCAGAGUGUGAGAAUGCGAAGGACGUGUUUGGAGGCCGGCUGACGGUGGACAUGUUGGCUGAGAAACAUGGUCAGUGUAACUACAGAGAGAUGGAGGAGCUGGAGCUCCCUGGCUUCUCUGUGAGGACGGUGGAUUUAGUUCCCGCUGAGCUCUUUGCGAGUCUACGCAGCGUGAAUCUGGAGCGGAACAACCUCACCUCCUUCAGUGGACUCAUCUACCUGCCCAAUGUCAAGGUGUUGUAUCUGAACUACAACCAUAUUGAGUCGAUUCUGCCACGUCAGAAAGCACACACUCACCUCAGCAGCAGACAGCAGCUCUAUCAGAAGGUUCACUCCAGCGGCUACGGACAACAGAGCAGCAAGAGUAACAGUAGGGAGUGUGUGUGUGUGGAGAGUCUGGAGCCUCUCAUGUGCAGCUUGGAGGUCCUCCAUCUCAGCUAUAACGGCAUCUCAAACCUGAGCGAUGUGCAGCUGAGUCGCCUGAGCGGCCUUAGAGCUCUGUUCCUGCAGGGUAAUGAGAUAGUGCAGGUGGAGGGUUUGGAUGGACUGUGUCUUCUGCGUGAGUUAGUGAUGGAUCAGAACCGAGUGAAGACGCUCUGUGAGAAAUGGUUCAGCUCACACACACGCCUGAUUGAGCUGAGCCUGAAUGACAACCGCCUGCGCAGCCUCACACACCUGCAGCUCACACACCUGCAGCGCCUGCACCUCAACAACAACAAGCUGCAGGAUAUCACUGAGUUGGAUAAACUGGAGGGUCUUACGUCACUUAUAGAGCUGUCUGUGCUGGGCAAUCCGGUGGCACGGCGCUCCCUCCACAGGCCGUCUGUGGUUCUGCGUCUCCCUCAGCUGCAGGUCCUUGAUGGAAUCACAAUCACAGUAGAGGAACGCACACGAGCAGAGUUAAUGUGUACUGAGGACACACCCUCCUCGGUGGAUGUGCCAUUUCCUGUUGUACUGUGUCGCGCUCCUCCUGCCCGAAAUUCAGCCCUGGGGGUCGGCACACACCACCUGCUUGGUCACGAGAGCUUUCUCAGCAUUUCUGCCGAGGACACACACUAUAAACGUGCAGAUAAGAGGCAGAGAGCGGCAGUGACACCAUCACGCAGUGCUCAGAGUAACACACUCAGAGGUGCACUGAGUCUCACAGGACUACUGCACCAUUGUCACCGAGGAUAUAACACACACACGGAGUCUGAGAGCAGGUAUCCCAGUGGAACCAAGCGUCCCCCCCGAUACACUGAUGCCUGACCUCCUCAUCUGUCUAUUUUAUAAAGAAAUUAUCUAUAUAUAUAUAUAUAUAUAUGUUUAUGUACAAAUGUAUAUAAAUAUGUAAAAAUGCAACACUGCAUUGGCUACUGCAAUUUAUACUCGAGUAAUUAAGAAGUAUUUGUGUGUGUGUGUAUGUGGGGGGGGAGCCACGCCCACUUCUUUGGCACUGUGGGUAGUGAGACAGGGACAAAUUGGUUUUGGAGGUGAAGAUGGACAGCAAAGAUGGCCACAGACAGGUCAGGACUGCCACACACACAUGCACACCCACUCACACACACACUCACACCCACUCACACACACACUCACACCCACUCACACACACCCUCACACCCACCCACACCCACACCCUCACACCCACCCACACCCACACACACCCCCACCCACACGACCAGUCCAGACAAAAUAACCAAAAGGAAGUUUAUUAUUUAAACCAAAUACACUCACAAAAACAUUUAGAAAAAUACCUGUACAUGUUAAAAACUAACACACAGCACUGUGCAGUGUUUAACUGUGUGAGACAUCUUCCAAACACACACACACACACUGUUAUUACAGUC
This is a messenger RNA of Hemibagrus wyckioides, 5315 nucleotides long. It is a transcript of the gene lrrc9, whose product is annotated as leucine rich repeat containing 9. Lineage: Eukaryota; Metazoa; Chordata; Actinopteri; Siluriformes; Bagridae. The transcript has 31 exons. The record is from RefSeq and is a predicted model, not a curated record. Gene Ontology annotation, molecular function: protein binding. Bases 256 to 4737 code for a protein of 1493 amino acids.